CAAAAACAUUCUUAACUCUUAUCCAAACACAAAGAGACUUUGAUUCAUAUGGUCGUGACAGAAGCCAUGAAAGCCAAGGCAGAGGUCUACCAUGGAGACAAGACAUGCAGAGAUAAAUUUACUUCACUUCUGUCCCAAAUCGGUUUACCAAACCGGCUCCUUAGUAACCAGGAGAUUGAAGAAUGUGGUUACGUGAAGGAUACAGGUUUCGUGUGGCUAAAGCACAAGAAGAAAGACGAGAAAAAGAGGUAUCAAGACUUGUUUAGAUUCGAUAACGUUGUGGUAUGUUUCGAAGAUGAAGUCACUGCUUAUUUGGAGCCUAACAAGAUCAAGAAACUCACUGGUGUUAAGGCCAAAGAGUUCAUGGUGUGGAUCUCUCUUGGUGAGAUUCUUGUAAACCGGUCUUCUGGUUUGAUAACUUUCAAGACACAUGUUGCUUUAUUGUCCAAGUCGUUGCCCUUGUCCCUGUUUGAAGACGUUCAAGCUGAUCAUGAUCUCAAGGAGAAGCCAAAGAAGGUUCAACCAAAAUUAAACAACACCAAAAUUUAUUUAUACUAA
Molecule: messenger RNA, 558 nt
Organism: Eruca vesicaria subsp. sativa (arugula)
Lineage: Eukaryota; Viridiplantae; Streptophyta; Magnoliopsida; Brassicales; Brassicaceae
Source: the annotation of a GenBank genome assembly